GAUUUGGGCUAUGAAAUGGCGUGCAAUAAAUUCGAGUCAUUUUUGAUUCCUUACGAGUUUGCAGUUCAAAUGACAUGUGAAAAAUGUGUGACCAAAAUAAACGAUAUCCUAAAUGAAGCGCCAGAAGUUGUGAUGGCUGGAGAUGGUGUUAUAGAUAAUAUAUCUGUCGAGCAGUUAAGCAUUGAUCUCUCGUCGCAGACUGUUAGCUGCCGAACAAACAUACCUGGUACGCAAUGUUAGAUUCAAGAUGCUGGAAAUAUUGCGGAGGUCUGGGUUGGAGGUGCGUCUGAAAAGUGCGGGGAACCCUAGUUUUGCCCCUGGAGUGACGGAGUUCCACGACAUCAUGGGGUCAGGAGUAGUGGGUGUCAUUCGUUUCAUUCCUCUGUCCGAAAAUGUUUGUGCCAUUGAAGGCUCUUUGUCUGGUAUUAAGUCUGCUGCUACAAAAGAUUUUGAACCAACUUUUAACGUCCAAAUCCACGAAUUUGGAGACCUAUCGAAUCCUGUCGAGUCUUGUGGCGAUGUGUUUAACAUUGGCGAGUCAUGUGUCGGAGUUUUGGGUUCUUUUUCGACUCCUACCGCAUUUUACAUCAGCCGAGUUUCACUAAAUGUCAGCUCUGUGAUCGGAAGAUCCUGUGUGAUCAAAAUGACGUCACCAGAUGGAGCUGCAGAAAAGAGUUUAGCAGUUGGGAUUGUGGCCAGAAGUUCUGGAGUGUCUGAAAAUCCCAAGAUGUUUUGCACUUGUGAUGGCGUCAGUAUUUUCGACGAGCGGAAAAUAACAGACGCCUAUUGAUCGAAUCGAGAUUAUUUUUACUCUAGAUUCCACAAAAAGUCAUGCAAGGAAAUUUAACCAAGUAGAGAUUAAAAAAAUAGAGAUUAAUAUUUCCUUGUCCUGAGCUGCACUUUAAAUGAGCGAGACUUGAAAUUUUGAGGCUAAUUUUUUGGUAGAAGGACGUAAUGUUUAAAAACGUUUAACAAAUCAACGUCCUUAAUACUGUUCAAUACUGACUGAUGUUUGUUCCAAUUUUUUUGUGUUGAAUUUCUGUAUACUGAAUUUUAACUGGGUUACAUAAAUGUCGAGCAUUCGGGUGACGUAAUUUUAGGCCAUUCAGAGCUUUCAUGGAUGAUUUCCCCCUUGAAAUUUUGAAUAUAUGUGGCUUAAAAAUCUACAGCUUUCUUUGAUAUGGAUCUCAAGUUAAUUAAAAUAGAUUAACUAAAAAUGCGGACAUAGUUUGCGGGUAAAGUG
Molecule: messenger RNA, 1243 nt
Organism: Symsagittifera roscoffensis
Lineage: Eukaryota; Metazoa; Xenacoelomorpha; Acoela; Convolutidae
Product: copper chaperone for superoxide dismutase-like
Exons: 4
Coding region: 248-790 (180 amino acids)
Biological process (GO): superoxide metabolic process
Molecular function (GO): superoxide dismutase copper chaperone activity; copper ion binding
Source: RefSeq, a predicted model, not a curated record